Messenger RNA from Daucus carota subsp. sativus, 2235 nucleotides. RefSeq names its product phosphatidylinositol 3,4,5-trisphosphate 3-phosphatase and protein-tyrosine-phosphatase PTEN2A. Gene Ontology annotation, cellular component: cytosol. The record is from RefSeq and is a predicted model, not a curated record. The transcript is spliced from 13 exons. NCBI's taxonomy places the organism in Eukaryota, Viridiplantae, Streptophyta, Magnoliopsida, Apiales, Apiaceae. Gene Ontology annotation, molecular function: phosphatidylinositol-3,4,5-trisphosphate 3-phosphatase activity. Bases 229 to 2070 code for a protein of 613 amino acids. Gene Ontology annotation, biological process: dephosphorylation.
UCAGAAAUAACAAAAGCGGAGGGGCUUGGGAAUAAAAUCAUAAAUAAAACAAUUUAUGAGUGUAUGGGAGUUUGUUAAAGAAUACCAACUCCGUCAUUUUCAAAACUGAAUCACUCUGAUCCCCCGACGGCGACCGGUUAAUUUUACUCAAUCAACCACCACUUAGUGACGUCACAUUCCGGCGUGUUACGACUGCAUUCCGAAAGUAUUCAGAACUCUGGGUGGUAAAUGGACUCUGAACUGGAUGAUGCAUCAGAUACUCAGCCUUUGAAAGCUCCGGAAGUACAGACUCAGUCUGGGGUUGAAUUGGACAAUCCUGCAGGGAAUUCACGGUCUAUGGUUUCUGUUUCUGGUCUAUCCAUGUGGGCUAAAAAUUUGAAAAUUCCCGACUCUUUGGUCGGUAAGCAAGAUAGUUCGCCAUCUGAUAAGUCACCACUUGCUCGCUUCACCAGUGGACUUGGUUUUCGAGCGUCUCCAAAAGCUUCCCGGCUAGAUGAUAGUGCUGAAGGAACUUCACCAUCUGCGCAAUCCAAUUUGUUUGGAACAAUCACAAAAGGAUUAGUUGACUCGUCUAAGGUUGCAGUCAAGGCAGUGCAGGUCAAGGCUCGCCAUGUUGUAUCUCAAAAUAAACGAAGAUACCAGGAAGGAGGGUUCGAUUUAGAUUUGACAUAUAUCACAGAAAAUAUUAUUGCUAUGGGCUUUCCUGCCGGGGAUAUGAGCUCGGGGUUUUUUGGCUUUGUUGAGGGAUUUUACAGAAAUCAUAUGGAAGAAGUGAUCAAGUUCCUUGAAACCUAUCACAAGGGCAGGUACAAAGUGUACAAUCUUUGUUCUGAGAGGCUGUAUGAUGCAUCCCUUUUCGAAGGCAAGGUUGCUUGCUUUCCAUUUGAUGAUCAUAAUUGCCCUCCCAUUCAACUCAUUAUAUCAUUUUGUAGAAGUGCAUACUCAUGGUUGAAGCAGGAUAUUGAAAAUGUUGUGGUAGUGCACUGUAAGGCUGGAAUGGCCAGAACUGGUUUAAUGAUUUCCAGUCUUCUUCUGUAUCUGAAGUUUUUUCCUACAGCGGAGGAGUCUAUUGACUAUUAUAACCAGAAAAGAUGUUUCGACGGGAAAGGCCUUGUUCUUCCCAGUCAGAUUAGGUAUGUGAAAUAUUUUGAACACGUCUUAUCAUUUUCCAAUGGUGAGAAUCAUCCUGUUCGUAGAUGUAUACUGAGGGGCCUCCGCCUUCAUAGGUGCCCUUAUUGGAUUAGGCCCUCCAUUACUAUCUCUGAUCAUAAUGGUGUUCUAUUUUCUACCAAGCAACAUCCCAAAACAAAAAAUCUUUCGCCUGAAGAUUUUUGGUUUAGUGCCCCAAGAAAAGGCGUUAUGGUCUUUGCUUUGCCAGGGGAACCUGGACUGACAGAGUUGGCUGGAGACUUCAAAAUUCAUUUUCAUGAUGGUCAAGGAGACUUCUACUGCUGGUUAAACACUUCAAUGUUCGAGACCAGAAAGUUUUUAACCACAGAUGGUCUUGAUGGGUUUGACAAGAGGAAACUGCCAUCACCAGGUUUUCAGUUAGAAGUUGUAGUUGUGGAGUACAGUGGCACUGUUCCAAAUACUACAAUGGGGACUCAGACAGAAACUUCUACCAACGGGCUCACUGAAAGGCCGGGUGCCAAUCAUGCACCAACUGGUGGAGCUGUUGGUGCAACUGCAGCACCACAAACAGUCAGAGACUCUGUAAGCAGUGAAAAGAAUGAUGACGUGUUCUCUGACACUGACACUGAGGCAGAAGACGUCAAUUCUUCAAAGCACAGGCAGGCUGGAUUAGCUUCUGAAGCUGACGUAGCUAGUGUUAACACUACUUCUAGUACUCAAGCACUCAGCAAAUCAGAUCAAAUCUCAAAUUUGUCACAUGAUGCUAGGCAACUCGCACCAGGAAAGACAAGUUUUAAUGAGCCUAAGGACAGCACUGGCACGGUUGUGUUGGGCGACAAGGUGUCCAGCCCAGUUGGAGAGGUAAGUGACUUUAAGGCAAUGGCAGCUGAUGCGUCUGUUUUCACAUUUGGCGACGAAGAAGAUUUUGAAAGUGAUUAAAGUUAAGUGACCAAAUUUUACACUGUAGUACAAAGUCUAUGUACAAAUUGGGGUAUCCAGUUCAUUUCAUUCUUUUUUUUUGCAGGACUUCAUUUAUUUCUAUGUAGUCCGUGCAUUAUCAAACUAAAAGUUUCUUUUUAUCAAACUCGUUCUGUUUCUUUCGUA